Chlorella variabilis is the source of this 1599-nucleotide messenger RNA. RefSeq lists its product as hypothetical. Gene Ontology annotation, molecular function: malate synthase activity. Lineage: Eukaryota; Viridiplantae; Chlorophyta; Trebouxiophyceae; Chlorellales; Chlorellaceae. Gene Ontology annotation, cellular component: cytoplasm. Gene Ontology annotation, biological process: glyoxylate cycle. The transcript is spliced from 15 exons. The coding region runs from base 1 to 1599 and encodes 532 amino acids. The record is from RefSeq and is a predicted model, not a curated record.
AUGCAGGCCCAGACGGUUGGCGGCGUGACGAUCCGCGCCCCGCUGCCACCAGAGUACCGCUCCAUCCUCACCCCCGAGGCCCUCCAGUUUGUGGCGCACCUGUCCCGGUGCUACGCGCCGCGCGUGGGGGAGCUGCUGGAGCGGCGCAAGCAGGUACAGGCGCGGUACGACGCGGGAGCCAAGCCAGACUUCCUGCCGGAGACGCGCCAUGUGCGCGAAAGCGACUGGAAGGUGGGGCCCCUGCCUGUGGACCUGCUGGACCGGCGGGUGGAGAUCACGGGCCCCACCGACCGCAAGAUGGUCAUCAACGCGCUCAACAGGUGCCGCGCCUCGCCCAAACAAAGCCUGGCGGCGGCGCCCGCGGUGCUGCCUUACUGCGGGGGGCAAGACGUACCGCUGAAUGACAAGGUGGCGGUGAUGCUGGUACGGCCUCGCGGGUGGCACCUGUGGGAGAAGCAUGUGGCGGUGGAUGGCUCCCCCGUGCCGGGCGCCCUGUGGGACUUUGGCCUCUACUUCUUCCACAAUGCGCGGGAGCUGCUGGCGCGCGGCUCGGGCCCCUACUUCUACCUGCCCAAGAUGCAGAGCCACCUGGAGUGCCGGCUGUGGAACGAAGUGUUUGUGGAGGCGCAGCGCUGGCUGGGCAUCCCCAGCGGCACCAUCAAGGCCACGUGCCUGAUCGAGACGCUGCCCGCCGCCUUUGAGAUGCACGAGUUCCUGUACGAGCUGCGGGACCACUCGGCGGGCCUCAACUGCGGGCGCUGGGACUACAUGUUCUCCUUCAUCAAAACGCUGCGCAACGACCCCACCCGCAUCUUUCCCGACCGAGGCCUGGUGGGCAUGGACCAGCCCUUCCUGCGCGCCUACACCCAGCUGGUCAUCCAGACCUGCCACAGGCGGGGCGUGCACGCCAUCGGCGGCAUGUCGGCGCUGAUACCCGUCAAGGGCGACCCGCGCGCCAACGAGGCCGCGUUUGACAAGGUGCGGGCCGACAAGCUGCGUGAGGUGACGGAUGGGCACGACGGCACCUGGGUGGCGCACCCCGGCCUCAUCCCUGUGGCCAAGCAGGUGUUUGAUGCGCACAUGCGCGAACCCAACCAGAUCCGAUCCAAGCCGCGCCACGACGUGCGGGCCAGCCAGGAGGAGCUGCUGAAGGUGCCCGAGGGCCCCCGCACACUGGCCGCGCUGCGCAACAACAUCGGCGUCUCCAUCGCCUACCUGGAGGCCUGGCUGGGGGGCAACGGAUGCGUGCCGCUGCACAACCUCAUGGAGGACGCCGCCACCGCGGAGAUCAGCCGCUCCUCGGUGUGGCAGUGGCUGCGCUACGGCGUGAAGCUGGACGACGGACAGCCGCUGACCGUGGACCGAGUGUGCCUGGCCAUACAGCAGGAGCUGGACGCGUUGCGCCAGCAGGCGGGCAACGCGCGCUUUGCCACGGGCCACUACCUGGAGGCGGCAACCCUGUUCAAGCUCAUGGUCACCAGCACCGAGCUGCAGGACUUCCUCACUCUCACCGCCUACGACUUUUUGGUGGCCACCGAGUUUGGGCCCACCUGGGGCGCUCCCCAGCAGGGAGGCAGCGCCGCACGCAGCCGCCUGUGA